AUAAAUCUUUUUUCUCCUGCAGACCCCUUUGCUGAUGCAACAAAGGGUGACGACUUACUCCCGGCGGGGACUGAGGAUUACAUUCAUAUAAGGAUUCAGCAGCGAAACGGAAGAAAGACACUAACAACUGUUCAGGGAAUUGCAGAUGAUUAUGACAAGAAGAAACUUGUGAAAGCUUUCAAAAAGAAAUUUGCUUGUAAUGGUACCGUGAUUGAACAUCCCGAAUACGGUGAAGUUAUCCAGCUUCAAGGUGACCAGCGGAAGAACAUUUGCCAAUUCCUCUUGGAGAUUGGCAUUGUCAAGGAAGAACAACUGAAAGUUCAUGGUUUCUAAAAUACCUGUACUCUGAUGAAGAACCCUGCAGUAUUUGGUCUUACCUACUCUGGCUCUUCUGUGAAAAAUGAAUCUUUGCAGUGAAUGGACUUCCCUGUUACCUGAACACUUCAGAUUUGAUUCAGAUUUGCAUGACUGCGUGAAACAUGUGGUGUGUAGACUAGAAACACAUAAGAAAACUUCAGUAAGGUGGUAAUGAAGACACUUGUGAACUUCAACACAUUUCCAGUGGAAAUGUUUUAGUGAUGAUUGUUCAGUUUACUACUCUCCACCUGACUUAAAUGUGUGGGUUGUAUUAAAUUAGUGUGUGUGGUUGCUUAGAAAUAAAUGUUUAUUCAUAU
This is a messenger RNA of Mesitornis unicolor (brown roatelo), 674 nucleotides long. RefSeq names its product eukaryotic translation initiation factor 1B (gene EIF1B). Gene Ontology annotation, molecular function: ribosomal small subunit binding; translation initiation factor activity; RNA binding. The transcript is spliced from 3 exons. Gene Ontology annotation, cellular component: eukaryotic 43S preinitiation complex. The record is from RefSeq and is a predicted model, not a curated record. Gene Ontology annotation, biological process: translational initiation. The annotation marks the transcript as partial. Lineage: Eukaryota; Metazoa; Chordata; Aves; Mesitornithiformes; Mesitornithidae.